GAAGCACGCUGUAUUGAUACGAAUAUACCCCACCAGCUUGCCUUUGUAUCGAACCAAACAGCUCAACAUGAGUACCAGUAAUUCGUCUUGGGACCUAUCUCUAAGCGAGAAAGUCCUCCGUAAUGCGGGUACCGCUGUGGGGUCGAUGUUUGCAGCGGUUGGUACAGCGGGCAACCUGCUAGUCAUGUUCAUCAUCUUACGUUUCCCCCGCAUGCGAACUGUUCCCAACGUUUAUAUCUUCUGUAUCGCGCUUUCUGACUUAGCCAUUCUCACCGUGGCUCCUUUUAUUAUUCACUUCUACCGCGUGGGGCAGUGGGUGUUCGGGCCUGGCUCGUGUGAAGCAGAGUCCUGUAUCAAGUUUACCAGCAUGUUCGCCAGUUUCUUUCUCGUCAGCGUGUUUAACGUCCAGCGCUACCAGGUCAUCGCGCAUCCGCUGGAAACCAGACGGCGCCAGAGCGUGCGGAAAGCCGCUGUCAUCUGUCUGAGUAUGUUCGUCCUGGCGCUUGUUGCAAACCUGCCGUUCUGCGUGACGUCUGUGGUGGUGGAGGAGGAUGUAGGCGGGAGGAACGCGACGGUGUGCCGGUACUUCUGGCCCGAGUGGCGGAGCGUCCCGAAGUUUGCGGAGAAGGCCCGGCGGUUGUACCUCACCAGUCUGGGGUUCCUCCUGCCGCUCAGCUUCAACUUCACCCUGUACGUCCUCAUCAUUCGUAAGCUGCGGCGUCAGGAUGCUUUCCGGUCAGCUGCGACCAGGCAACGCGAGAAAGAUUCGGCGACAGCCGUUACCAAAAUGCCGGCAUUUAUGACAGCAUCAUUCGUGGUCUGCACGGGUCCGUUCCACCUGUACAACUUCAUCAGAGCAGUAUCAGACAUACACAUAUCUGAGUAUGUAGGGAUGUGGGUCAAGCCGCUGUUCUUCGGGAACAGUGCCCUGGACCCCGUCAUCUACGCGCUCAUGGGGACCAACUUUCAGGACUGCCUCAAACAGCUCUUCUGUCGGCGGCCUCCGCCAAAGGGCCGGCCAAAUGAUAACGUCAACGAGCAAAGUUCAUUUUACGCGAUGGAUGUCAUAGAGUGA
Molecule: messenger RNA, 1075 nt
Organism: Branchiostoma belcheri (Belcher's lancelet)
Lineage: Eukaryota; Metazoa; Chordata; Leptocardii; Amphioxiformes; Branchiostomatidae
Product: delta-type opioid receptor-like
Exons: 3
Coding region: 68-1075 (335 amino acids)
Biological process (GO): neuropeptide signaling pathway
Cellular component (GO): neuron projection; membrane
Molecular function (GO): neuropeptide binding; G protein-coupled receptor activity
Source: RefSeq, a predicted model, not a curated record